Messenger RNA from Cornus florida, 6127 nucleotides. RefSeq names its product cysteine-tryptophan domain-containing zinc finger protein 7-like. The record is from RefSeq and is a predicted model, not a curated record. The transcript is spliced from 11 exons. The coding region runs from base 450 to 5615 and encodes 1721 amino acids. Gene Ontology annotation, molecular function: zinc ion binding. Lineage: Eukaryota; Viridiplantae; Streptophyta; Magnoliopsida; Cornales; Cornaceae.
GUAAAUAAAAAGGAGGAAAUAGAAAGUAAAUAAAAAGGAGGAAAUAGGGGGAAAAAAAAAAAAAAAAAACACAGCGUUUUAUCUACUCUAGGUUACCCAUCGAAACAACCAAACCAGUAAAUUUGAAUUGAUCGGAGGUGCGAUCAAGUGUGUCCGAUAAGAAAUUGAUUCUUAGUAUCAUCGUCCAGUUGAUUCUCCACUGAUUAUAUAUAUAUAUAUAUGCAUAUAUAUUGAUGAUCAAGUGGGUUCAAAGGGAGUUUGUCCUUAGAUAGAUUAAAUCAGUUUUUGAACAAUUUGUUCCUGGGUUUUGUUUGGUUUUAGAAGUAUUUUGUUGGGUUGAAUCGUGGUUUUCGAUCAGAGUGAUAUGUUGGACUUCAGGGAAGUUGAUACAUUGGGGCUAGGGUUUUGGGGUUAAAGUCAGAAUUAGGGUUAGGGUUAGGGUUAGGGUUAUGGUUGGCUUUGGGGGUGAGAUGGAGGAAACAGAGCUCGAAGAAGGCGAGGCUUACAAGGACGAUACACGCAUUGAUCCUGACGUAGCUCUCUCUUACAUUGAUGAAAAACUUCAAAGUGUGUUGGGUCAUUUUCAGAAAGAUUUUGAAGGCGGGGUUUCGGCAGAGAAUUUGGGGGCUAAAUUUGGUGGAUAUGGUUCAUUUUUACCUACCUAUCAGCGGUCUCAACCAAAGAGUCCACACAGAGUUCAGAAUCAUAGCAUUCCAAGAUCUCCCAACAAUUUGCCCGUGGAGGGCGCCCCCCAGAAUUCCACAGCACUGUCAGAUGCACCCUUAUCUAAGAGGCUUGACACUGCUACCCACAGUUUGCAGUCAUUGCAUACUGCAAGGGUCGCAUCUGGGGAUGUUUCAGCCAUACAAGUUCCUUGCUUGUCUUCUGGUCAAGUUGCUGACAAGUUAUGCAUGAAAUUUGAACCUUCUUCAAAUAAGUCAAUUUAUCCAACUAACCAGAGAACACUAAAGGUUCGAAUCAAAGUUGGUUCUGAUAACAAAGUGCCGAAAAAUGCGGCAAUUUAUAGUGGUCUCGGGCUUAUUUCUCCAUCAUCGUCAACGGGGAACAGCCAGGAGGAAAGUGGUGGGAUAAUAUUAGAAUCUCAAGAGCAAAGUGAAUCUCCCACCAGUAUUCUUCAGAUUAUGACAUCUUCACCUGUUCCUGGGAGCCUACUGCUUUCGCCUCUCCAUGACAGUGUGCUUUGCUUGAUAAGGAAGGACAAACUUCCACAGAACAGUAAGCCUGUGCCUGCCCUCAAAAGCAGUCAAGAGCUUUCUACCGUGUUAGUCAAUGGAGUCAACGGUUCACCUUUCAUGACGAGGGAUGGGAGAGUGUCAAAAGAGAAGAAAGCAAAGUUGGCGAAGAAGAAGGAAAUUUUGGUAGAAUUGAAACCUGGGAAUGGUAUUGUUUUUGAGGAUAAUAUGACCGCCGUUGUGAAGAAUAAUACAGAAAAUGAAACAGUGGAAAAUGAGCAGUGUUUCUCCAGUGACAUGAAACUCCAGCCUCUAUCCAAUUCAACAUGUGAUGUUGGGGACAUGGUCAAAGGUGGUUUUACUGCAGCCGAAGCUUCCUGGGAGGCUGAGAAGGGUGUCUUGGUGAAGGAAAGUAAGGCUGAUAAGGAUGGAAUGGAAGACGGAUUAUCAUAUACUGAUUCUGGGAAGGAAGAGUCCUUGGAGUCAAUAUCUGGCCAACAUGGUAAGUAUGAGAAGCAAGAAGCUAGGGGUAAUUGGGUGGAGAAAACCGGAGAUCACAGAAUGAGAAGUUCCCAUAGGAAUGUUUCAAUUGAUGAUGACCGGAGCAAAUCUAGCAAAAUUUAUAGCCCAUUUAAAGCUGGGUCUGAUGUUUCUAGGUGCAAGGAAGAUCCUAAUGUUUGGACCAUGAAUCAUCUUAAAGCAAAGGUUGUUCAGAAGUCUACUUCCCAUGAACAAGAUGAAAGAAUGCCUCGUGGUAGGAAGUCGGCAUUUGAGGGCAACAGGAAGUCAAAGGGAAGCCAAAGUAAUGCUAAGGUGGCUUCUGAUUUGGCAGAGCAAAGCUUGAUGGUUGGAGUUUCUGUAGUGUCAAGUGACAAGAAGAAAGCUAGUAAAAUGCAUAAUUUAAAUUUAAAGUCACAAAAGGAUAUUUACAAGGCACAUGAUAAACAUAGAGAUGUGUUAGAGGACACAAGACGAGAGCAAAUGGGUAAUCAAAUGGAUCGAUUUCAGAGGUGUACUGGUGAGAGUGGAAAGGACUCUGAAGGUGGGGCUGUUGAUAAAGAGCUACGUGCUUCCUCUGAAAAAUUGAAAGGGAGAUCAAGUUAUAAGAAAGCUGAUAACCAGCUGACAUCUGAGACAUUCCUGAAAGAGGAUGGAAACGAUUACCCUCCUACCAGUGGGGGACUUGCUUCUGAGUUGGAACCAACUUUGGCACCUUCUGUAGUUAUUCAAGAAAAUUGGGUCUGUUGUGACCGAUGCCAGACGUGGCGUCUUCUACCAUUUGGUACGAAGCCUGAGCAACUUCCUGAGAAGUGGUUGUGUAGCAUGCUUAACUGGCUGCCUGGAAUGAAUCGAUGUGAUAUCAGCGAGGAAGAGACAACAAGAGCUCUCAAUGCAUUGUACCAACUUCCGCUUCCUGGAAGUCAUAAUGGCCUUCAAAAUCAUGCUGAUAAAAUUGUAACUGGAGGAAAUUCAGCUGAAGUUCAGCAUUUUGACCACAACCACAAGAAUCCCAAUUCACAUGCCGUACCUAAACGAGGAAAGAAGAAACAGGUUUCAAAAGAAACACCCAACAUGGCUAGUAAUGGUGGCCAGAUUCAGCUUUCCAACUUAAAAAAGAACCCACAACAAGAGGCAGUGAAAAGCAGAAGCAUUAAUGACAUGAACAACUCUAGUGUUCAGCAUUUGAGCAAGUCUUGCAACUUUGCUGUGGAAAAAAAUAAUAUUAAACAGAAAGAGAAGCAUGAGAAUGGAGCUGAUGUGACAAGGAAAAAGCCAAAAAGCAAGAGAGAGGCUGAACAGUAUGCAUACGGGGCUAGAAAGAAAAUCAAGACCGAAGGUGCAGUUGAUACCAAUAAGUAUUGGAAUUCGAAACAUGAUGAGUACCUUGUUAAGGCGGAUUUCAGUUCGAGUGUUGAAUUGCCAAAUAAGGUAGCUGGUACGAGUAUGCAGAAACACAAUGGAGAUUAUUAUUCUAAGGAUGCAAAGUGUGACACCAAGAACAUAUUACAAAUUUCUGUAAACAAACCGGGAGACAGUGUUCAGAUCUCUCGGGAUACUGGGUCCUUGGAUAUGAAAAGUUUCAAUGGAAGGGAAAUGUCUUUGAAGAAAAGAAAAUUGGACUGGCAUGAUAGUCAGAAAUAUUUAGAGACAUUGCAAAGUAGUGGGAAGCAUCUGCCAGACAUCAAGUUCUCUGCAAAAGAGGAGCCUGUUGAUGGUGAAUUCAGAAAGGAAAAGAAAUACAGGGUGUCUAGAACUGAGGAGGAGUCCAGUACAAGUAAGGAUGAUGACAGAUCAACCCGAAAAGGAAGGAUCACCAGAAUCCUCUUGUCAGGUAGUAGAGAUAAUGCAGUUCAUGGUAUGGAAGAAAUUAGGAGUAUGGAGAGGGAUCAGCAGCCAGGGAAACAUAGAUCAAAAGUGGCAUCUAGACCAACCUUGGAUGAUGUAGAUUCUUUGAAAAGGGAUUUGGGGUCUGAACAAUUUUCAACGGCGGCCACUUCAAGCUCUUCUAAGGUUUCAGAUUCUCGUAAAAACAGGGCGAAUUUCCGGGAAGCGAAUGGCUCACCAGCAGAGUCAGUUUCCUCAUCUCCCUCGAGGACUUCCAAUCUAGACAAGCUUUCACCAGCCAGAGGGGACAUUGUAGGGACAAAUGAUGUUAGAACUGAUGAUUUUCCUAUGGUGGCUAACUCAAUAAAAUCCAUGAGUGGGGAAGAUAAUGUUGAGAGCAAUAAACCUCAGACUGCAAGGAAGAAGAAAGUCUCUGGAGUCUUUCAUCCUGAGCUUCUUGGAUUUCCUGCUCUAGAUUUUCGGGACAAUAAUGUUAGUCACAAAUUCAUUGGUAAAUCUAAAUUCAGUGUUAAACCUCCUGAAGUUGAGAAUAUACAUUUGGUUAACACUGAUGCAGAUACCUUGGAACAAAAAAUUUCAUGUCCUCGCAAUCUGCAUACUUCAGACCAUUUUAAUAAUACAUUAUUUCCGCGAUCAGUAAACGGUUCCUCUUUGCAGACUGAGGAGAAGGACAUAAGUUCUGGUUCCAAUUUUGGAAGAGUUAAGGUGAAGGUCUCUGAUCCAUCAUAUGUUCAGGAAGGAUUGAGCUCAAAGCAGAAGCUGCAGGGUGAGGCAGUGAUUGGCCCCCACCAUCGUGCAUCAUACCCUGAAGAAAGGAGUGAUAUGAAGUGUAGUAUUAAGUCCAUUAAAGAUGAUAACAGUUUUGGUAAGAAAGGUUCUGGAAAAUGGGCAUAUGACAGCAAAAGCAAAAAUCAGUUGAAAUUUAGAGAAAAUGAUGGUUCAGAUGUGAAAUUGGGUGCUCUAAGCAGGGCAGGCGGAUCAGUUUCCUCACAGCAGAACCUGAUUCAGGAUUUUGAGGGUGAAAUUACAAAGAAAAACAAUUUAAUCCAAGUAGAGUCAAGGGGCGGGAAGUCACAAGUGUUCCCACGUCAUGCAGGUAAACAAGAAACAAUGGCUCGUGUUCAACCAGUAUCUGGAUUGCAGAACAAAAUUGAAUUUGAUGUACUUUCGGUUGAUGCUUCUGGCAAUGGUGAUGUGUCAAAGGUGUCAAAACAGGCUGGAAAACCUGUAAACCAGAAAAGUUUGGGAAAUCUCGUGUCUAAUCGGUGGGAGGUCAGGGAUGUCAAUGCUUCAAGUCCUCAAAGAUGGAAUGCCUCUGGACAUACUGCCAGUAAUGCCCUGAAAGAAGCUGAAGAUCUCAGAGAGUAUGCUGAUCAACUUAAGAUCUCUGGGUUUGAUUUUGAAUGCAAUGAGGCAUACUUCCAAGCUGCAUUAAAGUUUCUUCAUUGUGCAUUGCUUCUAGAAACCUGCAAUAGUGAUAAUUAUAAACACGGGGAGAUGUCUCCAAUGCAAAUCUAUAAUAGUACUGCCAAACUCUGCGAAAUUUGUGCCCAUGAAUAUGAGAAGCGUCAAGAAAUGGCUGCCGCUGCUUUGGCCUAUAAAUGCAUGGAGGUGGCAUACAUGAAGGUUGUUUAUUGCAAACAUUCCAGUACAAGUAGAGAUAGACAUGAACUGCAAGCCAGUUUACAGGUGGUUCCUCAAGGAGAAUCUCCAUCAUCUUCUGCAUCAGAUGUUGAUAACUUGAACAAUCAAGCAAUGGUGGAUAAAGCUGGUCUAUCCAAGGGCAUUGGUUCUCAUGCUGGAAACCAUUUUAUCAGUGCUCGAAACCGUCCCAACUUUGUUCGGCUCCUUGAUUUCACAAAGGAUGUAAAUUCUGCAAUGGAGGCUUCUAGGAAUUCCCAGAAUGCUUUUGCCGCUGCUAAUGUUAUUCUGGAAGAUGGUCAGAAUAAAGAGGGCAUUGUUUCUGUUAAGAGGGUUAUUGACUUUGGCUUCCAAGACGUGGAGGAACUCAUACGUUUGGUGAAGCUUGCAACUGGGGCCAUCAGCCGCCAAGGUUUUAGUGGCAGUAAAAAUUAAGUGAAACCUUGUAUAUAUUGAGCUUGUUCCGUUUAUUUACCUGGCGGAAAGAAGGAUGAUAAGGGGACAGAAGCGCAUUGGACUUGCACCUGGAAUCUUGCGAAGAGACUGGACAAUAACAGCUCAUUACCUUUCUGUACAUGUGUACAAAAUGAGAUUGAUUUGAAAUAUUCAUAAUGUAUUAGUAACGUUCAGCUUAUUUUUGACGCGAUAAGAGGGCAUUGCAUGCUCACCCUUACAUUUAAUGGGGUUGGGAGGGAUUGUGUAAAUCUUCUAGUUGUUUGGUGGACUUGGAGGUAAUGUGAGAGUGCAGUUUUAAAUUUUUUAGGCUCGAUUAAUUUGGAGCCGGAGGAAGAUAGUAUUAUAGAGAUUAGGAACUUUAGGCAACAUAGCUGAGGAGGUUGAAUUUUGAUGUAGUUCUGAGUUAUGACUGGUCCAUUCUUAUAAAGGACUUCAUGUUUGUUACCAUGUUGUUCAUCUUAUUUGGAAUAGAAAGCCAAGUUUUUUGGGAA